UGCAUCAGAGCGCCACUUCUCCCCAGGUUCACCAGAGGAAACACCACUGCACAAAAUGCUUUUCCUCCCAGCUGCUGCUCUGUGCUGUCUGUGUUCAGCGCUGGUUGCCAUGGCAGCAGAGCAGCUGAUUCAGGAUGAUUUAACAUUGACCAGGAGAGUUGGUGAAAACGUCUCCUUCACCUGUCGAAACACUGACCAGUGUGAUGGUGAUUACGUAUUCUGGAACCAGAAGAGAGACACAGAAACAUUCACACGGAUUCUUCGUAUUAGAAGGGAUAAUGGUAACAUAGAUAAGGACAGUUACAAUCAUCCUCAGAAAGAUGAUUUCUCAGCUGUGUAUGAACAGAACGUCUGUGAGUUGCAGAUCCAGACAGUUAAACUCAGUCAUUCAGCCACCUACUACUGCUCCUGUGGAAAGAGAGCGUAUGGGAUCUUUGGCUCAGGAACUAAACUGUUUGUAACAGAUGAGCAGGUAGUGAAGCCCGUGGUGAGCGUGUACCCAGCAGCAUCCAGAGCCCACCUGGAGGGGAAGAGCUCCCUGCUGUGUCUGGCCUCAGGCAUGUUUCCUCCUCGGGUCCGCUUCUCCUGGAAAAGACAAGAGGAGAAUGGACCUCUGCUCCCUGCUGAGGGAGAGCAGCUGGUGCUCAGAGAGUUGGGACGCACCGCUGCCAUCUUGCUGAUCAGUCAGCAAGAGAACAGCACCUAUAAAUACCGCUGCUCCGUCCAGCACCAUGGGGGCACAGUGGAGGCCCAAACAGAACAAGAGUUUCCAGCUCCAGCAGCCUCCUGUCCUCCAGAGAGAGAGCCAACAGACCUGCCAGCUCUGCAGCAAGCUGACUUGUCCUUCCAGUCUCAGUGCAGGGUGAAGCUGCUCUGUGUGCUGUACACAGUGCUGAUAGUGAAGAGUCUGGUGUACUGCUGUGGACUCUCUCUGCUGAUGAUCCUCAGAAACAAGGGACCGUCCACCAACUGCACACAUGCUGACUGACUGUUUUCUGCUCGCCUUUUCUCACCAUCAAAUCUCAUCAAUUCAUCUCAUUUAUCACUUUGAUCAGUCUUCACAAAUAUCACUUAUGACGUCUUGUGCUUGGUUGUAAAUUUCACAUCCACAUGUCUUAAAUCCAUAAAUACAAAUAUACACAUAUAUUUGUACA
Messenger RNA from Epinephelus fuscoguttatus (brown-marbled grouper), 1154 nucleotides. Its product is annotated as immunoglobulin lambda-1 light chain-like. The record is from RefSeq and is a predicted model, not a curated record. Lineage: Eukaryota; Metazoa; Chordata; Actinopteri; Perciformes; Serranidae. Bases 56 to 988 code for a protein of 310 amino acids. The transcript is spliced from 6 exons.